CUCAGCAGGUGUCUGGCCCUGUUUCGCGCAGCAGGGGCAGCCACUCGGCUCGACCAUGAGCUCGGCCGAGGGCCCGCGGAUCAGCGUGAGCGGCUCGGCGCCGGCCCGCUCGCCGAGCCGCGAGUCGCUGCGAACCGACACCAGCCUGGCCACCGUGCUCUCCGGCGAGAUGGUGCGGCUCGGCCUGCGGAUGCCGGGCGCCUCACGUGGCCCGUCUCCGGGCCCCGGCGCGCGGCUGCGGGUGCCCGGCGGCGGGCCGGGCCGCGCGCCGGGCGCCGACGCCUGGUGUGAGGACGAGGCCGACCUGCUGCGCUCCUGCGGCCUGCUCAGCCGCAUGCUGGGCAUGUCCAAGAGUUUCAGCACGGGCGACAUCGCGCGCCUGGAGGAGCCGGAGCCGGUGAGGAGGGCGGUCAGCCAGGCGGCGCUGCUCGGACUGCGCACAGAGCUGGCCGCCGGCCGGCUCGACCAGGCCAGCCGCUCGUGCAGCACCUGGGUGGCCGUCGGGGACCUGGCCUCCACCUCCCAGCUGCCCUCGCCGCAGGGGCGCCAGCAGACGGCCGCCGGCGGGGCCGGACAGUCGCCCUUCUCCGCCGCCGACCUCAUACGGGCCGUCAACAAAAAGGUGCGUCAGAACUACAUCCGGCGCCGGCUGCACAUCACAUUCAACGCGCUGAACCGGCUCUCCCAGAGCGAGUUCAACCUGGAGCAGCUGUUCAGUACUGGAGUCCUGCCUGCCUUCGGCGUCCCGACGGUGACGACGGGAGACAGCGGCGCCGGUCGGCCGGCCGAGCCGCCGCCGCCGCCCACCGCCGUCCCGGCCGCCAAGACGGCGCCGAGAGCCGCCCAGGCAGGGGCGGGGGCGGGCGCGGGGGCGGCUGCGCAGCCGGGAGUCACUUUCCGAGAUGUGGACCGACAGCGAGGUCGGCCACUGACCCGCUACCAGCGCAACAUGAUGGUCUUCAACUGGUUGCACACGCUGGACGAGAGCAGCCUGGAGGUCACGUAGUAGUGACACGUCCCCAGUCUGGGCAGGCGCUGAUUCCCCUGGUCGGCAGGAAGCCAGAAAAGUGCUACUCCGAGGGAGGAUAGCCAGCGUGGCGUCACCGCUGCCUCGGCGCGGACGGGGUACUCCCCGCUGGUUCAGGGGAGGGCGGAGUGCCUCUAACAGAGGUGGGAGCCUAGGGUGAGACUGACGCGUCCACCGGCCGGUCGGAAGGGUGCGCCGUCACCAGUUGUCGCGCCCCUCGCCUAGCUACAUCCGACUCCUCCAAGGAGCCGUCCUUCAGUUGUGCUUUCUGAGUUGGGAAUGGCGUGGUCCGGUUCUGUUUUGCUACAUAAUGUGCUUGGAAGAUGAUAAUAUUGAUGGAUAUUAUGUCGUGAAGUAAAAGCAUAUUGUUAAUGCUUAUCAAAUGUUCUUUAGUAGUCAAUUGAAAGUCAAAAGUAU
Molecule: messenger RNA, 1444 nt
Organism: Amphibalanus amphitrite
Lineage: Eukaryota; Metazoa; Arthropoda; Thecostraca; Balanomorpha; Balanidae
Exons: 2
Coding region: 56-1006 (316 amino acids)
Source: RefSeq, a predicted model, not a curated record